AUGUCUUUUAAAGGUAAAGUGAUUUUGAUUACGAACGCUUCGUCGAUUAUUGGUGCAGCGGCUGUUGAAUUCUUCGCCAAAGAGGGGGCGUUACUUGCAUUAGUUGGUCAAAAAACCGAACGACUUGUCCAAGCUUUCGACAAAGUGAAAGCGAAUAGCAUCGAAACAAUAAGUUUGCCCGAAGAAAUAACGAUUGAUGCAGAUAGAAUUAUCAAUGAAACUAUUGUAAAAUUCGGACGUUUAGAUGUUUUGAUACACAAUUCCGAAAUCGAGCUUUCUGGUUCAAUUGAAAAUAUGGAAAUUAUAGAUUUUGAUAUCGUCAUGACAACUAACGUUCGAAACGUUAUAGAACUCACUAAGAAGGCGAUUCCAUAUCUCAUCAAAAGCAAGGGCAAUAUAGUAGUUUUGUCAAGCAAUUGCAGUGUUACCCCAUUUCCAAAUCAUCUCGCUUAUUCCAUCUCAAAAGCCAGCUUGGACCAGUUUACCAAGUGCGCAGCAUUGGAAUUAGAAAGCAGUGGAGUUCGCAUCAAUUCAAUAGCUCCAAGAUAUAAUAUUACCGAAUUUGCAUCAAAUCAAGCAAGCAAUAAACAUGUUACUACAGCCAAUAGGCGCGAUUAUGAAAACAACUCAAUUGAACAAAUCAAUUUGUGUGUUAAAGCCAUUGCUUUUUUAGCAAAAGAUCAAGACACAUUUCAUUCGGGGAAAAUAUUACAGCUCCCAAUUAGUCGUGAAAGUGAUCAAAGUUUUGAUAUAAUUUGAAAUGUUAAAAGUCAGUUAAGUGGAAAUGAGGACACAAUUUCUCAAUUUUAUUGUUAAAUUUAAUAUUUAAUUAUUGGCCACAUACAACGCACCCUGAGGU
Messenger RNA from Contarinia nasturtii (swede midge), 859 nucleotides. RefSeq lists its product as uncharacterized. Bases 1 to 759 code for a protein of 252 amino acids. The record is from RefSeq and is a predicted model, not a curated record. Gene Ontology annotation, molecular function: oxidoreductase activity. The transcript has 3 exons. NCBI's taxonomy places the organism in Eukaryota, Metazoa, Arthropoda, Insecta, Diptera, Cecidomyiidae.